Messenger RNA from Daldinia childiae, 1644 nucleotides. RefSeq lists its product as uncharacterized. The record is from RefSeq and is a predicted model, not a curated record. The transcript has a single exon. NCBI's taxonomy places the organism in Eukaryota, Fungi, Ascomycota, Sordariomycetes, Xylariales, Hypoxylaceae. Bases 1 to 1644 code for a protein of 547 amino acids.
AUGGAUCCUAUUAGCCUUGGUGUUAGUGUGGGUGCGAUUGUGAUGGCAUUCAAAGGUGUCAUUGACACAGCCUUGCUUAUUGAAUCAUUUCAUGACGAUGGCAAGACAGGCUGUGGCUACCUUGCCCUCACCUAUCACAUUGAAAAAACACGUCUAGAUCUUUGGGGCCAGCUAUGCAAAGCCAAUAAUGAAUCCUCUUGUACCCUCUCCGACCGGCCAGAUUUGGUCAAAGAAACCAUAACACGUAUUCUAGGCGAGAUUGUCAAUCUGAAUAGGGAGGCUGAAAAACUGAUAACGAAGCACGAUGUAAAAAUGCCCGAGUACCCGCAAGGCUCCGACAAUCCUGCCCAAGCAAUGAACCUCAGUAGCGCCUUGCCCCAAGCCUUGUCAAAGCUUGUGGUCAAACCAAAAGCAAGGUGGCGAUGGACUAUCAAGGGAAAAGCGGAUUUCGAACAGGUUGUCCUUAAGAUUCGAAAGCUAAGGGAUGACCUGGAAAGCUUCACUAUCUCUGACAAUUACCGUCAACUACUGCACAAAGCUCUGCCAUCACUCGCCCUGAAGUCCAUUACCAGCCGAGAGCUACUUCAAACCCUCUAUGACCCAGAAACGCGAGUCGGCAGUGCCUUAGCAGCGUCGGCUAAGGUCAAGUUUCUUUGGAGUCAAACUUCACCGGAUUCAAGCGACAUGAAUAUUAUCGCAGGUGAUCAGCUAAGAUUCCUUUCUGGUUCCUCCAACUUGGGAAUUCUCAGGAAUCAAGGUGCUGGGAUAUCGUCCGUGUGGGUCGAAUGGAAUACGGUGCAAGAUGGUGCUGGAGCCGCCGAAUACAUUAAAAGGAUCAAAACACUAGGAUACCGCUUGGAGAAAAUAGGGGAGCCUGCACUGAGGCUACCGAGUUGCUACGGGUUGGUUUUCCAGGAAAUACAUGGUGCUACGCGUCUUGGCUUUGUCUUCGGAGCUCCACGAACAAUUUGGUUGCAGGGCAGGGUUCAGAGUAUGCCCAGAUAUACAGGCGACUUCUUUAAUCUCCCACCUGUCUCGCUGGCCAAUCUCAUGGAACACCAAAAGACUAACACAAUACCUCUUCUGGGUGACCGAUUCUACCUUGCGUUCACCCUAGCUGUCGCAUUUAGCCACUUCCACGCGGCCGGGUGGCUACACAAAGGUUUCCACAGCGACAACAUUACUUUCCUCCAGCAGGAUAAUGAACCACAUAUAAAUGUGACGGAUCCGUUUAUCACCGGGUUCCAGUACUCUCGUCCUCAACAGGAACAGUCCUUAUCACGUACGCCACUUGAGAAUGAUCAACUGCAGCAUUAUUACCAUCCCGACGCAGACAAAGGAUUUUCGAGGCGGCUUGAUCUUUAUAGCCUUGGCAUCGUUUUGUGUGAGAUCGGCCGUUGGGGGUUAAUCAGGAAAACCGUAUCUGAUCGCAGGCGAAAGGAGCUUGUAGACCGGAGUGCCUGGCGAAACUAUGUGAAUAAAUAUAUUUGUGUUGACAUGGGCUGGCGAAUGGGAGAGAAGUAUCAUGGUGUAGUCAAGACCUUGCUUGAGUGUCGACUGCCUGGCGAUGAUCAUGAUGAUGGCCUUUUCGAACAGCAAUAUCUAGAGAAGGUUAUCCAGCCUUUAGCUGAAUGUACGGCGUAA